AGAGCAACUGGCAUCUGACCCAUCUCCGCCAUGUGACUCUGUCUUCCACCCACCUACCCCCCGCCCGGGCGCGCCCUCCCUCCCAGCGCCCGGGUCCCCAUUCUCCGCUCGCCCCGCACCAUGUUUCAGCGGGAUCGGGGGCAGCUAACGUCGCCCCUGCAGCAUCCCAGCCUCCGGAGACAGGUAGAGCCCGUGCUACUAUUUCGCCUCUUCUACUGUACCUUCUUGGUGUGCACCAAAGAGAUCGCAGCCCUCACUGACUUCUCCGGUUAUCUAACCAAACUUCUGCAAAACCACACUGUGUAUGCUUGUGAUGGUAACCGUUUGAGUCUUCAGUGCCCUCGACAUUCUACAAUUAGUGUCCAGUCAGCAUUUUAUGGUCAAGAUUACCAAAUGUGUAAUUCACAGCAGCCUGCAACCAUGAUGAAAGACCACUUAACCUGUGUGGCACCCACAGCUCUGCAGAAAGUACUGGAUGAAUGCCAGAACCAGAGAGCCUGCCAACUUCUUGUCAAUAGUCGUGUUUUUGGACCUGACCUUUGUCCAGGAACUACUAAAUACCUCUUGGUCUCCUUUAAAUGCAAACCUAAUGAAUUCAAAACGAAAACUGUCUGUGAAAACCAAGAGCUGAAACUUCACUGCCAUGAGACAAAGUUUCUCAACAUUUAUUCUGCCACCUAUGGUAGAACAGCAUCUGAGAAGGACAUCUGCUCUUUUGAAAAAGAUUAUCUUCCUCAGUUUGAUUGUUUAUCUUAUUCAGCCUUGGAUGUAUUAUCAAAGAGGUGUUAUGGAAAGCAGAGAUGCAAAAUCAUUGUCAACAAUCACCAUUUUGGAAGUCCUUGUCUGCCAGGAGUGAAAAAAUACCUCACUGUGGGCUAUGCCUGUGUUCCCCAAAACAUACUUACAGCGGUUGAUCCAAUGGUUUCUAAUCUAAACCCUUCUUUGAAGCAGAAAGAUGGUGACUCUGAUAUAAACUUUGAUCCAAGCAAAUCAAAGGCUCUGGCGAAAGAUGGAGUUAUUGUCAGCAACUCUUUGGCCACAUUUGCUUACAUUAGAGCUCACUCCGAAAGAGCUGCUCUGCUGUUUGUGUCCAGUGUUUGCAUCGGUUUAAUCAUCACGCUCUUUGCUGUGGUGAUCAGAGUGUCAUGCUCCAAAGACUUCCAGAAACUCAACCAGAGGAAGAAACUCUUAGUGCCAGAAAUGGACAAGGCAGAGGAGGACAGCGAGGAUGAGGAAGUGGAAGAUUCUUCAGACUCAGACUUUCCAGAUGACAGGACGGGAUUUUUCCGGACUUCUUAUCCAGUUUAUAGUUCUACAGAAGCUGCCGAGAUGGCAGAAAGGAUAGAGCGCAGAGACCAGAUCAUUCAGGAGAUAUGGAUGAACAGUGGUUUGGAUACCUCUUCUCCGAGAAACAUGGAUCAGUAUUAUUGAAAGCCGAAUAUGGACCGAGAAGUAUGUGGAUGGGGGUGGAGGGAGGAUCACCAGGCUGAGAUUUCCAAAUCCUCCUUAAGGUUUUUGUCGCUUGUACCUUCUGUGAAGGCAAAUUUGCAACAACACCUAAUAUUAGUGAAAAUGGGAAAAAAAUAUAAUAAAAGGAAUGAUUUUAAUUA
Messenger RNA from Trichosurus vulpecula (common brushtail), 1610 nucleotides. It is a transcript of the gene EVA1C, whose product is annotated as eva-1 homolog C. Lineage: Eukaryota; Metazoa; Chordata; Mammalia; Diprotodontia; Phalangeridae. The transcript is spliced from 8 exons. Gene Ontology annotation, cellular component: extracellular region. Gene Ontology annotation, molecular function: carbohydrate binding; heparin binding. The record is from RefSeq and is a predicted model, not a curated record. Bases 121 to 1431 code for a protein of 436 amino acids.